Messenger RNA from Culex pipiens pallens (northern house mosquito), 1083 nucleotides. Its product is annotated as ficolin-1-like. The transcript has 4 exons. NCBI's taxonomy places the organism in Eukaryota, Metazoa, Arthropoda, Insecta, Diptera, Culicidae. The record is from RefSeq and is a predicted model, not a curated record. Bases 1 to 879 code for a protein of 292 amino acids.
AUGAGCCAAGGCCGUGGCAAGUUGGCUGCCGGGUUGCCUCGCGAGAUCACCGUCAUCAUGCUGGUGGUGACGAUAUUGGGCUGCUUCCUGUUGGUUACUUCCGUUGCCAGUUCCCAGGAUGAACCGGACGCUUCGUUGCUUUGGGAACGUCGUCUGAGCCAGCUGGAGCUGAAGCUGCAAAAUGUUUCAGAUGUGCAAAAUUCGAUUCUCAGCCAACAGAGCUCGCUGCUGGAGAGUUUGGCCAAGCACCAGCAGCGCAUCAUCAAGUCCUGCGACGAAGCGACCACCUCGGGACGGUACCGCCUGGAACUCCCAGACUCCUCAGUCAAACCCGUAGUCUGCGACAUGAAAGAGCUGGACGGCGGUUGGCUGGUGAUUCAGCGUCGCUUCUCGGGCGCCGUCAGCUUCAACCGGAGCUGGGCCGAGUACCGGGACGGGUUUGGGUCGGUUGGCAAAUCGGGCGAGUUUUGGCUGGGACUGGAGCCGGUUCACCAGCUGACGGCGGGUGGAGGCUACGAGUUACUGGUGAAGCUUGAAUAUGAAUUUGACGAGGGAUAUGCUCGGUAUCAGCGUUUUGAACUGGCCGGAGAGGGUGAGGGGUACGAGAUGUUGGCUUUGGACGAGUACCACGGAAAUAUGGGCAACCAAAUGCAGUUUACGAAAAAUAUUAAAUUUUCAACCUAUGACAGAAACUACGACGAAAGAGCUACCAACUGUCCACAAGUUUAUGGCUGUGGUUGGUGGUUCAAUGGAUGCAGUUACGCAAUUCUUAAUGGUCCAUUCUGGAAGGAUUCAAAGACAAAACAAGGAAUAUACUGGGCUGGAUGGACCAAAGCUGCCUCGAAGAGCACGAUGCUGAUUCGACGCAGAUUCACUUAAAUCUCACUUUCUUAACUUACAUCACACUGCGUAAUAUAGAUUUAACCACAUGGUUGUGGGAGAAAAUCUAAUGGUUGAUCUGUUCCUCGUUCGGGCAGAUGGUAAUAACAAAAUUAAUAAUAUUUCAAUAACAAACCCUGUUAGAAUAACAAAAAGUGUUUUUAUUUAAUCCUGAACAUCAACUUUAAGAAGAAAAAAAAUAAC